CAGACAAUGAAACAUAACAACCCUGGUAGCUCACCAAACAGGGCUAAUAACAAUAACAACAACAAUGGCGUAAAUAAUAUUAUUAAUAAUAUUAAUAACAAUGAUAAUAAUAUAGAUAAUAAUAAUAAUCAUAGUGAUAGUGGCUACAUCACCAACAUACACAGCAGCAUCAACAAUAACAACAUAAUCAACAACAACAAAAAGAAUACUAUAUUACCAUUCACUAGAUUUAUGGGAGCGGAUCAGGAACCUACGAACAGACUUCCAAUGCUCAGUAACUUGGUCACACCGCCAUCAUCAACUCGCGGUGGAUUUGCACCUGGCCAAUUCCCAUUCAGCGUGUAUAGUAGUAGUAGUAGUAAUAGUAGUAGCGGCGGUGGCAACGAUGUCAGUCGCAUACCAUCCUCCAUUCUGCGGUCGCCCCUGCCGCCACCGACGUCAUCAAUUUCCUCCAACUAUCACAGCAGUAGCAGCAGCAGUACAUCGAUGAACAGCCCAACCUCACCCAGAGGAUACCCCAGCAGCAGCAGCAACAACAACACAAUUAGCAUUAGUGGUAGCGGUAGUAGUAGCAGCAACAAUCUCACACUCAACAAACCAACACUGCCGCACUUCCAGAGUGCCGCCACCUCACCGAAAUCACCAGACACCCUCGAAUCAUUUUCCACCUCAUCUACAUCAACAUCCACCUCCCUCUCCUCCUCCGCGUCCAGUCUACCAUUUAUCACCAAUCUAAAACGAGAAGACAACAACAGCAACAACAACAACAACUUGACACUUCCAUCCUUUCCCUACACAUCACUUCAUCAUAGUAGAGAGCUGAGCCCUCAACAAAACUCCUCGCCGCCCGACACCAACGUCAACUCUGAUAAUGAUGACCCUGACUCGCCCGAGCUCGUGUACAGCAAUAGUGUACCCGGCUCCAACCAGAAGAAGAGACGUCCACCCCGCGACUCCAUCGUCAAGAAGGGCACGCGAGUCGUGACCACGUCCGCCAAGAAGAAGUCGCGCCAGAUGGACCCCAUGUCAAUCAAGAUUGGCCAGCACGUCAACGAACCGCUCUCAAUGCGCAGCACCGCACCCUUCCCCGCAUUCUUCAUCCAGAACGGCAACGUGCCAUCGAUCGAGCUGUUCAUCACUGGCUCAUUCAUGAAUCAACUGGGCGAGCAUGGCGUCGCUCAGAACCUCACCGUCAUUGCCAUGCCCAAGAACUCCGAGGACUUUGACCUGACGCACAAUAUUGCCAACGUGAGCCACACCGGCCUGGCCACAUUCUCUGGCAUGUCGGCGCACCGUCUGCUCGACACCAAGGAGCUGGUGAUCGAGUUCAUCCUAUACGACAAGUCGCGCGGCGCGCCCCUCAAGCAACUGAUGACGCUCGACUCCACGCCCAUGGUCUGCUACAACAACACCAAGGAUAUCCCGCCUCCCACCGUCAACAAGUUCUACUUGGAGAGCAAGGACUUUGAGAAGAACGGAAUGGCCCGCGUCUGUAUUGGCGCCGAUCGUCUCAAGUGGGGAUCGACCAACCUGCUGUCGCUCUACAUUGUCAGCCGCCACGAUCAUCGCGUCAAGAAGAUCGUCUUCCAGAACGAGAUGUACCAAGGCGACAAGCUCAAGUCGAUGGCGCACUUUGAGUUGGAGCCCACCUACAUUGAUGGCAACCACAUGCUAUACACCAGCUACACCAAGAAGACCGAGGUGGAGCGCGAGCUUCUCUCACGUCUUGGUCAAAAGAUCAACUUCCAGGAUCCAUCCUUCAGCAACCCAUUCCCAAUACCCAGCAUCAACACUCUAGUGAACGAG
This is a messenger RNA of Acytostelium subglobosum LB1, 1806 nucleotides long. RefSeq lists its product as hypothetical. The transcript has a single exon. NCBI's taxonomy places the organism in Eukaryota, Evosea, Eumycetozoa, Acytosteliales, Acytosteliaceae. The record is from RefSeq and is a predicted model, not a curated record. The annotation marks the transcript as partial.